Molecule: messenger RNA, 544 nt
Organism: Protopterus annectens (West African lungfish)
Lineage: Eukaryota; Metazoa; Chordata; Ceratodontiformes; Protopteridae
Product: zinc-binding protein A33-like
Exons: 2
Coding region: 11-505 (164 amino acids)
Molecular function (GO): zinc ion binding
Source: RefSeq, a predicted model, not a curated record
GCUAUUAAAGAUGGCUGCGAAUGUUGUUUCACAGGAAUGUGAUGAUGAGGAAUUUUUAACAUGUCCUGUGUGCUUGGAAUUGUUUAUAAAGCCUGUUAUUCUGGACUGUGGACACAAUUUCUGCAAGUCUUGUAUUGAGAAAGUUUGGGACAGCAGUGAUAAAGUGCCUGACUGUCCUGAGUGCAGGAAGGAAUUUAAAACCAGGAAAUACACUGUGAACUGGUUACUAGCAAAACAAGUUGAAGCCGUGAGACUGAGAACAGGGAGCACAGAUGGGAAUUCGGUAGUAGGCCAGCCACUAAACACUGCUUUCUGUGAGCAGCAUGAAGAGAAACUGAAAUUAUUCUGCAGAGAGGAUGAGACCCUUGUCUGCAUCAUCUGUCGGGAUUCUGCAAAACAUGCUGGUCAUAGCUUCUUGCCUGUAGGUGAAGCAGCCAGCUUGCAUCGGCAUCUCUUUAUUCAGGGUUUGGAGUUGUACAGACUUGUACAGGAUGACAUUAAAUGAAGUCAGAACCCCAUGGAUAAAGCAGAAAUAUUGAGGUCA